Oryzias latipes (Japanese medaka) is the source of this 1958-nucleotide messenger RNA. It is a transcript of the gene alg10, whose product is annotated as ALG10 alpha-1,2-mannosyltransferase. The record is from RefSeq and is a predicted model, not a curated record. NCBI's taxonomy places the organism in Eukaryota, Metazoa, Chordata, Actinopteri, Beloniformes, Adrianichthyidae. Gene Ontology annotation, molecular function: dolichyl pyrophosphate Glc2Man9GlcNAc2 alpha-1,2-glucosyltransferase activity. Gene Ontology annotation, biological process: dolichol-linked oligosaccharide biosynthetic process; protein N-linked glycosylation. Gene Ontology annotation, cellular component: endoplasmic reticulum.
AUUCGAACGUUUUUAAGCGACGGACAUCCAGCUGUCGACAGCUCUUCCGUUGACUCUCCUGGGACAGUUUCACAGCUUUUCCUUCUAAAUUCUUUCAUUUUUCUUUGGUUUUUAAACAUAAAUUGAGUCUUGAUGCGCCUUCCUCAGCUUUAUCACCGCUAGCUUUGUGCUCGUAGUCGCUUUUGCGUGUUUCCGGGUCGAAUAUGGAGAAGUUUGAAGGCUACGUGUUCGCUGCUCUGUGCAGCACCAACUUCUUGGUUUCGUGUCUGAUCUUCUCCAAAGUCACCAGAGAGCAGAGGGAGGCUUACAUGGACGAGAUCUUCCAUGUUCCGCAAGCCCAGAAGUACUGCCAGGGAAAAUUCAGCGAGUGGGACCCGAUGAUCACCACCCUCCCUGGUCUGUACCUGGUCUCUGUGGGCAUCAUCAAGCCGGUGGCGUGGCUCUCUGACCUCACGGGCGAGGUCGUUUGCUCCACCGCCAUGCUGCGCUUCAUCAACCUGCUCUUCAACUGCGGCAACCUGUACCUGAUCUACCUGCUGCUCUGCAAGCUCCACCCCCGGGAGAAGACCCGAACAGCGUCACGCCGCGUCCUGUCUGCGCUUUCGCUCUCCGCCUUCCCCGUGCUGUACUUCUUCAACUUCCUGUACUACACAGACGCCGGAUCUACUUUCUUCAUCCUCUUCACCUACCUCAUGACGCUGUACGGCUGCCACAAAGCCGCGGCGCUCCUCGGCGUCUGCUCUGUGCUUUUUCGUCAGACCAACAUCAUCUGGUUGGCCUUCUGCGCGGGGACUGUGGUGGCCGCCAAAAUGGACGAGGCCUGGAGGGUGGAGCACACCAAGAAGAGGGAGGAGAAGUCUGCUCCCUCCCAGGUGCCGCUGUCGCUGUGUGGCGUGAAGAGAGUUCUGCACUUCUCGGCAGAGUUUCUCUCCUCCCCCGGUCACCUGAAGGCAGUGCUGCUGGCGGCUUGGCCGUACGCUGCAGUUGCUGUGGGUUUCCUGGCGUUCGUGGUGUGGAAUGAUGGGGUUGUGGUGGGCGACCGGGCGAGUCACGAGGUCUGCCUCAACUUCCCCCAGAUCUUCUAUUUCUUCUGCUUCUGCCUCCUCCUGUCCUUCCCCGUCUCGCUGUGUUUCCAGCGCGUCCUCCGCUUCCUGCAGGCUGUGAGGAAGCAGCCGCUGCUCUUCCUCCUCCUCGCCUCCGCCUCCUUACUCCUGGUGUGGAAGUUCACUCACGUUCACAAGUACCUGCUGGCAGACAAUCGCCACUACCCUUUCUACGUGUGGAAGAACCUCUUCCGGAGGCACCAGCUGGUCCGCUUCCUCCUGGUUCCGGCGUACAUCUACGCAGGCUGGAAUUUCCUGGACUCCUUGAAAUCGCGCUCGCUCUUCUGGACUCUGGCUUUCUUCAGCUGCCUCCUGGUGUCCACCGUCCCUCAGAAGCUCCUGGAGUUCAGGUACUUCAUUGUCCCGUACCUGAUGUACCGCCUGCACAUGCCGCUGCCGUCCCUGCCCCGCCUCGCCAUGGAGUUCCUGCUGUACGCGGUGGUGAACGCCGUCACUAUCUACAUUUUCAUCGCCAAGACCUUUCGCUGGCCGUACAGCGUGGAAACGCAGCGCUUCAUGUGGUGAGGGGCAGAUCGGAGAUCCCAGAGAGGCUAGGCAAGGCUGAAGGAUGCCGGAGAAAACUGUUUCCAUGGAAACGAGCGACAUUCCUUAAAGGAUCUCUGCGGUCCAAUGGGGUAGCCGGGCUGAGUCGGGUGGGAAGUGGACAUGGAGGAAUCCUUUCUCAUGGUUCUGUGGACAUGAAGGGAUGUUUGGGGAGCGGCGGUGAAGGUUGAAGACCAAAAACAUUUGAUCAAACGUCCACCGUCAGACUUUUCCAGUGAAGAACAGCGAUCCUCUUCUACGCUGAUGAUCUUUUUCCUAACACAUCUGUAAAUAAAUCUGUGUUUUCCUUGA